GACGUGAUGUGGGAAAGGGUCCACAGCGAGGACAGGACAGCACCCGGGAGCGCUGGGGCCAAGAGAGCUCCAAGCACCAGCCGCUGUUACCCGCCCUCCCCCAGCGCUGGAGACAGACGCAGAAGAGAUCCAGGUGUGGGACAUGGGGCUGGUGUUGGCAUCGCGGGUGUGCACAGCUCCAGCUGGCCGCUCGGGUCCUCCAGGUCCUUGAGGCGACUGCUACGGCCACAAGGAGCUGAGAAGAGCCAGAAUCUGUGUGACGGGACUGCGAGCCAGGCAGGGGAGCAGAGGGGACCCCACAUGCCGUGCAGAGCUCAGGGCUGACCCUCCCCUGCUCUCCCCAGGCCAUGGGCAGGGCUGGCCCCGGCUCCCGCAGCCCUGUGGGGUGGGGCAGGAGCAGCUCUGGCUUUGCGCUGCACCUUGGACCCUGCUCCCGGCCCUCCCUGCCACACCGGGAAGGGGAAAGUACAAAGGGCUCAGGGAUCCACGCUGCCUCGCAGGAGAGGAGAUGGCGACUGUGGGGGGACAGAUGGAUGCCUGGGCCCUGCGCCUCGGGGGCCUGCUCCUGCCUCUGCUCUUCCUGGGGACAGCAGGUUCCCAGCUGCAGGUGACCACGGCGCCCUCCUCCACGGCCCGCAUGGGCUCGGGGGUCCUGCUGCAGUGCCGGUUCGAUGUCGGGGGGCCCGUGGCCCUGGACUCCCUGUGGGUGACCUGGUAUUUCUGGGAGGAGAAGGUGGCCUGGUACGAGCAGGGCAGGAGGAAAGAACUGCCCAGAGCCAGCCUGCCGUUGGAGAAGGAGCUGGAGAGUGGAGACGCCUCCCUGUUACUUGCCGUGGUGACUGUGUCAGACGAGGGCUUGUACCGGUGUGUUGUGGGGUACAGGACACAGCAGCACCACGGGGAGACCAUCCUGCACCUACUUGCUGCCCCAACGAUCUCCAUCCCAAGAAAACCAGUCGUGGCCGAUGCUGAGACCUCCCUCCUGUGCCACGUGGGGCGGUUCUACCCCAAGGACGUGGACGUGGCGUGGCUGAGAGACGGGCAGGUCCUGAAGGGCUUCACCCGCUCCAGCCCCCAGAGGAACACGCACGGGACCUUCAACCUCACCCUGACCUACACCUUCACCCCCGCCCACAGCGACUCCAGCAGCAUCUUCUCCUGCCAUGUCCGCCAUGCGGCUCUGGAGCAGCCCAUACAGGAGGAUGUCACCCUGGACAUCCUAGCAGGGGAUCAGACUGGUGCUGUUGUUGGAGCCGUCCUGGGCAUCCUGAUUGGAGCAGGAGCCACGGUUGCUGCAGCCAUUUACUUCUGGAGGAAGAGAAAAAAAGGCUGGGCGGUCUCCUACAAUGUCCCAAAGGUGCAGGGACCGGACCGGUGCCUGCUGGGCCAGGAGGUGACCCUGCGCUGCUCCAUGGAGGGGACGUUCCCCGAGGACGUGGCCGUGACAUGGGAGAGGAUCCACAGCGAGGACAGGACGGUGCCUGAGAGCGCUGGGGACCAGGAGAGCCCCGAGCACCAGCCGCUGCUCCCCGCCCUCCCGCUGGGCUGGAGAGUGACCGAGGAGAGAGCUGGGACCCACCUCACGUCCUCCCUGACCUUCACCCCCACGCUGCAGGAUGACGGGGCGCGGGUCCGGUGCGUCUUCCUCCACGAGGCCGAACGGAUCAGAGAGGAGAGAGUGUCCCCGGAGAUCCGGGUGUGGGCCCGGCCGCAGGUGUCUGAGAUCCAGGUGUUGCCAGAGUGGGACCCCCGCGACAAGGUGCCGUUUGCUGUCCAGCUCCACAACUUCUACCCCAGGGAGGUGCCCCCGAUCCAGUGGGGCUGGGACGGGGCCGGGAGCUGGAGGGAAGACCCCACACAGAUAGACAAGAACGCGGACGGCACGUUCACCGCGACGAGCGUCUGGAGAGUGCCCAGCCGGAGCCUGACCCAGCCGGAGCUGCGAGUGCGAGUGUGCGUCCAGCACGGCCCCGGAGAGCCCGCGAGCGAGAGAGAGCUCAGCCUGAGGGCCGCGGGUCUCCUGCGGCCCCCAGAUGUGUCCAAAAUCUCCCAGACUGAGGCCACAGCCACGGGGAAGGGAGUCACCCUGAGCUGCCGCAUCACGGGGCAUUUCCCGGGGGAGCUGAGCGUGACCUGGCUGCGGAGGCGCAAGGGGGAGGCCACUGCUGUGAUCCUGCGGGAUGGAGCUGAGUGCAGGGUGGAGCCCGGCACGGCCGUCCUGGCACGGGACGGGAAGAGCUUCCAGCAGGAGACCAGGCUUACCUGCUGGACAUCCCGGGACAAGGGGGCAGAGUACAUCUGCCGUGUGGGACACCUCACCCUGCAGACCCCCAUCGAGAGGAGCAGCACCUGCCAUCCGCAUCCUCUUGACCAGGAGGUGGUCUCCCAGCCACAGGCCCUGGUCCCUUUGCAACGAGUGACCACGCAGCCCCUUCCAUCAGGGUCCUACACCAAGAAGCUGGCAAUAAUCCCAAUCAAAAAGAGAGCAAGAAAGAAGGAGAACAUACACGUAGAGAGCUCAGACCCCCACAGGAUGCACACCCCCGCCCCCAGCCCCGUGCCGGACGGGAAGUCCUACAGCGUGGAGUCCGAGCUGCGCCUCCCCCCCGCGGGGCCCGAGGACGACGGGGUGGAGUACCUGUGCCGCGUGCAGCACGAGGCCAUGCAGGAGCCCGAGUCCAGGUCCAGCGGGCGGCUGCGGGUCUAAGGUCAUUCAGAGUCCACCAAAGCCUCCAACACUUGAGGAGGGAGGAGGCGUCCGAAGACAGAGGCAGUGUCACCAGUGCCACGUCUCUGCCCUGACCCAGGGAGCACCAGGGACAGCGCCCACCGCGGGGCUGGGCUGGGGGAUUGGGAUGGGGCUGGGAUGCAGGGCUUGUGGCUGGGCCGUGGCUAUGUCGUCCCCAGGCCUCUGCUGGUGGCGGCUGCUCCUGCUUCCCUCCCUCCACGUGUGGCCUGUGCGGUGGGGCUGGGUGGGAGCCGCGGUGUGGGGUUGUCUCUCACUCUCUGUCCAUGGGGGCCCAGCCCCAUGUGGCCCCCGGGCUGCCAGAGUAAAGAUGACAGCACUGACGAUC
Molecule: messenger RNA, 3074 nt
Organism: Alligator mississippiensis (American alligator)
Lineage: Eukaryota; Metazoa; Chordata; Crocodylia; Alligatoridae
Exons: 9
Coding region: 509-2707 (732 amino acids)
Source: RefSeq, a predicted model, not a curated record